GUUCACACUCAGAACAGAUAGCCCAAAGAGAUCGAAUAUCUUUAUCUUUAUACUUCUCUUCGGUGCGCAAUGCUUGCUAUCAUCCUCACAACUAUCCUAUUUAUUCCAGAAGUGUUUGCAGAGUCCGGUGUGCGAGGAGAAAUAAUCCAACAGGUGCCUGUCCAGUCCGCACAUCGAUACAAACGCAGUAAUCCUAGAUAUACCAUUGACUGUGACAGUUCUCCGUGUAUACAUGGGACAUGCAUUUAUGGAACAUUUAGCUAUCACUGUGAUUGCAAUGUGUUUUUUGGCGGAAUUAACUGCGAUGAAGUUAAAGCUGGUGUCAUUGUCUCCCUGGUAGCCGAAUUAGUUGGCUGUGCUGUACUAUGCUUUUUAUUCAUUGGUAUUUGGAGGAAAAAAUUUUACAGAAAAACAAAGAGAAAUACUGUUACCCCUUUGCCUGACUAUGGGACGAAUAGAUCAUUUAUUCUAGAACAUGACCAAGGCGGUUCAAAUGCUUAAGCUCCGUGUGAGUGCAUCUAAGAACAGAUAUAUUGCCAACAUCUUUUAAAUUAAAUCUGAGAAUAAAGAAUUGAU
Magallana angulata is the source of this 576-nucleotide messenger RNA. RefSeq names its product protein crumbs homolog 1-like. The coding region runs from base 70 to 501 and encodes 143 amino acids. NCBI's taxonomy places the organism in Eukaryota, Metazoa, Mollusca, Bivalvia, Ostreida, Ostreidae. The transcript has 5 exons. The record is from RefSeq and is a predicted model, not a curated record.